Cinara cedri is the source of this 214-nucleotide messenger RNA. NCBI's taxonomy places the organism in Eukaryota, Metazoa, Arthropoda, Insecta, Hemiptera, Aphididae. The record is from the annotation of a GenBank genome assembly.
AUAAACGGAGAAACAACAGGCGAGAAGAAGUGCAUGAUGUUUGCAGAGGAUAUAGCUUUUAUAGAAAAAAUUUGGGAGGAGUUCAUAAUAGGCUUGGGGAACGGAAAGUACCAGCGACGUCGAGGGACCGGCAGCAGGAACGGUAUUCGGGGGUAUUGGUGAUGGUCCUUGUGGCCAUACUGAUGGCAGUCUUCCGGGAGCACUGGCUGCAGUC